This is a messenger RNA of Phanerochaete carnosa HHB-10118-sp, 364 nucleotides long. RefSeq lists its product as uncharacterized. The coding region runs from base 17 to 274 and encodes 85 amino acids. Lineage: Eukaryota; Fungi; Basidiomycota; Agaricomycetes; Polyporales; Phanerochaetaceae. The transcript has a single exon. The record is from RefSeq and is a predicted model, not a curated record.
GCGGGGUCAUGAGGACAUGGACGCACCUGUAUCAAAGCGUCCACGCAACAGUAAACGAUCUGUCAGCCCAUCUGUACCUGAGACAGAAGAAGCCGACAUCGAGAAGGGUGUGGACCAGCCAGGAAGUGAGACUAGCUCUGUGACGGUGCCCGAAUCAUGGCUCAACUUGGCUCCUGAGCCUGACAUCACAGUAUGUUGCUCACCUUGUAUGCUCUUCUCCAUGAUAUCCUUUCUGACAGAUCUUACAGACACCCAUAAUGUAUGCUCGUAUUAGAACAUGGAGGAGUGAAGUACGACGAGCGAAAGAGAGAGAUGUAGGUGCAGGCCCGAGUGAGAGCAAUGAUGCAAGCACAACGAGAGUUUG